Anoplopoma fimbria (sablefish) is the source of this 1479-nucleotide messenger RNA. RefSeq names its product gastrula zinc finger protein XlCGF57.1-like. The transcript is spliced from 4 exons. NCBI's taxonomy places the organism in Eukaryota, Metazoa, Chordata, Actinopteri, Perciformes, Anoplopomatidae. The record is from RefSeq and is a predicted model, not a curated record. The coding region runs from base 1 to 1479 and encodes 492 amino acids.
AUGGACCGACACCGGAAACCACCACAGCUGGUUUUAACACCGGAAACGAGGCUGCGAGGAGAAGUUUUACCUUCAGAUGUACGAAAAGUGAUCGUUGGUGAAGAAGAGGUUCCUCCUGAGCAGCAGGAGUGGAGCUCCAGUCUGGACCAGGAGGAGCCAGAGCCCCCCACAAGUGAAGAUGAUGAAGAGAAACCUCAGUCCUCACAGCUUCAUCACAGACUCAGCGAUGGGGACUGGGAGGAGACCAGAGAACCUCCGUCAGGUUCCAACUCUCAGAAGAACAUUGAUUCUGUUGAGCGGUCGUUCAGCUGCUCUGAAUGCGGCCAACGAUUCGGCCGGAAGCCACAUCUGAACGCUCACAUGAGGAUCCACACGGGAGAGAAACCGUUCGGCUGCUCUUUUUGCGGUAAAAGAUUCUCUCAAAAGGGAAACUCAAUCAGUCACAUGAGACUUCACACGGGGGAGAAACCCUUCAGCUGCUCCGUGUGCAAAAAGCAUUUCAGAUACAGCGGAGACGUAAGCAGACACAUGAGGAUCCACACAGGGAAAAAAACUAAAAUAUUCAACCGCAACAUCAGCGACCGGAUCAGCAGUAACACUCACACAGAAUCAGAACCGGCCGGGAACUCAGAUCCCCAGAGUCUCUUACAACCAAACCCUAAUGAUAAACCUCCAGAACCUGAAGUCACUGCUGACGGAUGGAAGGAGACCGGAGAACCUCAGUCAGGUUCCGACUCUGACGACGUCCCUCUGAGCGAUGAGAGAUGUAACGCCGACAAAGAGUCAUUCAGCUGCUCGGAGUGUGGGAGAACGUUUUGCCGCAGAGACCACCUGAUGAGUCACAUGAGAACUCACACAGGAGAGAAACCGUUCAGCUGCUCUGUUUGUCAGAAACGUUUCAGCUGCAGCGGGAACAUUUUGGCACACAUGAGAAUUCACACGGGAGAGAAACCGUUUGAAUGCUCGUUUUGUGACAAAAGCUUCAGCCAGAAGGGAACUCUGCAGCUUCACAUGAGAAUUCACACGGGAGAGAAACCGUUCGGAUGCCCUUUCUGCGAUAAAAGAUUUGCGCACAAAAGACGCAUGACUCUUCACAUGUCGGUCCACACGGAGGAGAAACGCUUCAGCUGCAGCGCCUGUGACAAAAGAUUCACGUGGUACACGCAGCUCAAAACCCACAAGUGUGUCGGCGAGUCGUCUCAACGCCGUCAAAGUCAGAAAAAGGUUCCUGCCAUGGAAUCGUUCAGCUGCACAGAGUGUGAUAAAACAUUCAGCCUAAAGGGAAACCUGAAGACGCACAUGAGAAUCCACACGGGAGAGAAACCAUUUCGUUGCUCCGUUUGCGGUAAACGUUUUAAACAAAACGUUCAUCUGACGGAGCACAUGACGAUUCACACGGGGGAGAAACUGUAUAAAUGUAGUGUUUGUGGGAAAGGAUUCAACAAGAAGUCACUGGUCAAAAACCAUCAAUGUGUUUAA